Molecule: messenger RNA, 1401 nt
Organism: Saccostrea echinata
Lineage: Eukaryota; Metazoa; Mollusca; Bivalvia; Ostreida; Ostreidae
Product: sialate O-acetylesterase-like
Exons: 8
Coding region: 1-1401 (466 amino acids)
Biological process (GO): carbohydrate metabolic process
Molecular function (GO): sialate O-acetylesterase activity
Source: RefSeq, a predicted model, not a curated record
AUGGUACUACAGCAGGGUUCAACCGGAACAAGCCUCUGGGGACACUCUAGCAAAGUAGGUGAUGUAGUUCACAUAAAACUUAACAACAAUGAAGUUGCCCAGGCAACUGUUAAUAGUCAUCAGAUCUGGGAGGCAAAAUUUACGAGUCCUUCAGACCAUGGGCCUUAUAAUGUCUCUGCAACGUCAAGUCUGGGAACAAUUCAGAUCUCUGAUGUUCUCUUUGGUGACGUCUGGGUUUGCUCUGGACAAAGUAAUAUGGAGUUUUUUGCUUCCAAGCUCUUAAAUGCGACAGAAGAAUAUGCAGACAGCGCAAAUUACCAAAAUAUCCGUUUAUUUCACAUACAUAGGGAAUUUUCACCGACACUUUUUACAGAUGUUAAACACAUAGAUACAGCUUGGUUGAAACCAAAUCAGCAGAGUCUUCAAAGGUUUUCAGCUGUUUGCUGGCUAUAUGGCAAAUACUUAUCACAACACUUCAACUAUCCAAUUGGAUUGGUUGAGACAAACUGGGGCGGUACUAGGAUAGAGGCAUGGUCUUCACCAGAUGCUUUAUCUGCUUGUGCUGGUGUCCAGGGUCGAAAAAGGAAUCAGAAUUCGAAUAGCCAAUUGUACAAUUCUAUGGUUUACCCGCUGCUGAGAAAUACUAUUAAAGGCGUCAUAUGGUACCAAGGGGAGGCUAACUCCAGACAAGCAUAUCAUUACUCGUGCCAGUUUCUUGAAAUGAUAAAAGACUGGAGAGUGAAGUUUACCAAAGCAUCAAUGGGAACGACAAACCCUUCAUUUCCCUUUGGAUUUGUACAGUUAGCACCGUGGAGAGAAGGGGAGGCAAACCUUGGAUUUCCUCAGCUACGAUGGGCCCAAACAGCUAACAUAGGAUACGUUCCCAAUUCACUGCUUCACAAUGUAUUUAUGGCUGUGGCUAUCGAUCUCCCUGAUUAUCAAUCACCCUACGGAAGCAUACAUCCGAGGUACAAACAUGACGUUGCCUACCGUCUGUACCUUUCAGCCCUGGGUGUAGCCUAUCAUGAGAGAGAUGUGGACUUUGAGGGACCUUUUCCUACGUCUGCUGUGGUUGACAGCACACACCGCCAUCUCACUAUAGAAUACGGGCGCGGACUAACCCCUAUUGAAGUCAGAUCAAAUACUGGUUUUCAGGUAUGCUGUGUAAAUAAGACCACAACCUAUUGUAAUGGAUUUGACACUCAUUGGAUGAAUGCUACAAUGACCUCACAUGAUUUUGCCACUGUAACCUUGGAUAUUUCUUCGUGUGGCCAUGGAAACCACGUGGUACAGGUCAGAUACGCUUGGCAGGAAAGCCCCUGUCCAUUAUAUAAAUGCGCUGUGUACGGAAAAAUAACCAAUUUGCCUGGACCGCCAUUUACAUUCCACGUUAGUUCCUAA